Molecule: messenger RNA, 1747 nt
Organism: Mytilinidion resinicola
Lineage: Eukaryota; Fungi; Ascomycota; Dothideomycetes; Mytilinidiales; Mytilinidiaceae
Exons: 2
Coding region: 310-1383 (357 amino acids)
Source: RefSeq, a predicted model, not a curated record
CGCACUCAAUUGGCACCAAUGCGGCUGUAAACAGCGAGGCCUGCAUCUCUCUGCGUCCUCCGUCGCCCACUGCGUCUCUCCAGCGCUGCCGCAGUCGCCGCGCGGCACCAUCCUCGAUCGUCCCGUCUCCCAACCUCCUCGACACUCCCGUCAUCACCGCGAUAGCCCCCCCAAUUUCUGCCCACCCACAACACCACAGCCCCCAGCCGGCGCCUGUCCAGACCACAGCUCAAUCUCCGGCCGCUUCCACCGAGCACAUAUAACCUCGUCCACUCUCCAACCUCCCGCACCCGCUCUCCUCUCUUCGACAUGUUCUUCAAACGCCGCAACUCCCGCUCCCGCGCCAACAGCUACAUCGACCAAGACCAGGACCAGUCGCCGCCGCGCUCAAAGGACAACAGCAACUACGACAGCUACGACAAGUACGACAGUCGUCCGGACUCGCAGCAUAACCAGCAGACCAACACUAGAGACAUUGCCUCGCCGCCCGAGAAGGACAUGUACUCCCGCCAGCAUCAACAGCAGCCCCAGGAGCCGUACCUGACAAACGGCGGCCACAACGCGCUGCCGCUGCACAACGGGCCGCCGCCGACCAUGAACGCAAAGGCAGAGCCGAUGCCCGACCUCCUCGCGCAAGCCUUCAACGCCGCCGUGCGCCCCUACACCGAGAAGAUCGACAACCUCGAAGCGCAAGUCGCAGACAUGCAAUCCUGGAUCGAGCAGAUGGAGCGCGAGCGAGCAGAACUACACGCAUGGAUCGACAAACGCGGACUGCGACCAGACGUCCCCCCAACCAUCGCCAAAAUCAUGGACGCCACCACCCCCGACGCACCCCUCACCCUCAACGGCCAACUGGACCGAAAAAUCACAAUCGUGAACUUCGACCUGCACCGCCUGCAAGACGACCUCAACGACUCCAUCUCCUCGGCCCACUUCGCCUCGGCUAUGCUCAAGUUCCUGCCCGACAUCGCCCGCCUUGCCAGCCUCCCUGGCGGCCCCAAGCUCGCCUUCGACCUCAUCCUCAAGCUCGGCGGCAACCUCAACUCCCACGGCGGCAUCGACCCCGGCGACCCCGAGGACCUGGCCGCGCGCCGCGACUUCUACGGCCGCCUGGACGGCGCCAUGGUCGAGUGUGUGGGGCGGCGCUUCCAGGAGGGCGAGGAGUGGGCCGUGGGCCGCGAGAUCAAGCGGAUCGAGAAGACGGCGGCGUAUCUCAAGGCCAUGGGCAUUGAGCCGUAUUUCGCGGCGACGCUGGAGCUGAUGCGGCGCGAGGUCGAGAUGGGCGGCGGGGGUGCGCUGCCGCAGCAGCAGCAGAACUUGAAUGGGUCGAGUCAUCGCAUCUCGACGCAGGGAGGGGCGGGGACGCCGCCGCGGUAUCAGUGAGACCUCCGAGACUAGAUGGGACGGCGAUCUCUCUCGAGUAACUUUCUUGUAUGUCGUAAUCAGGUUGGGUGGUUUUUUUUGCUUUGGAUGGGAGCCAGCGGAAUGGAUUGGACCAGCCACGCCAUACGGGUUUGGAUGGGUCCAGCGGAUCGAACCCGACUCCACCAGGCCUUGAUUAGGAGCGUAAAGCAGGGGACAAUGUGUAUGUCUGUUCCAAAGGGACUGGACACCGGGGGUAAUGACUUUGUACUGUACUUAAUAACGACACGAAUCUCCUUGCAGGAACGGGAAUGGAUCUCCUUUUGGGGAUUAAAAGUAGAUAGCGAGCUCUGCAAAAUACAGCUGGGGCACUUCACUUCACUUC